CAAGACAUUAGCUAGUUCAGGUGCUUUUGCUUCCUGACCUGCUAGCUUUCACUAUGAGUGCAUUUGAUCCACAGGCACACUCCCCACCACGCUGUGGGCCACAAUUUCCCAGUAUUGGGCAGGAGCCUCCAGAGAUGAAUAUCUACUGUGACAGCAUCUUCCACCCUCAGACAAUGCCUAGUCCUCAGCGACCUUCAAACUUUGAAACAGCCGAUUACAGCACCACUGCAAAUCCCUACCUGUGGCUGAAUGGACCUUCCAUCACACCUCCUCCAUAUCUUCCAGGAUCCAACACAAGCCAUUUCAUGCCUCAGUCAUAUGGAAUGCAAAGGCAGCUACUGCCUAACAUGCAUGGCUUGGGAGGUUCUGACUUAGGUUGGCUUCCUAUUCCUUCUCAAGAAGAACUUAUGAAACUGGUUAGACCUCCAUACUCUUACUCUGCAUUAAUAGCAAUGGCAAUUCAUGGAGCCCCAGAUAAAAGACUGACACUGAGCCAGAUCUACCAGUAUGUUGCUGAUAACUUUCCCUUCUACAACAAGAGCAAAGCUGGAUGGCAGAAUUCAAUCAGACACAACCUGUCUCUAAAUGAUUGCUUCAAGAAAGUACCAAGAGAUGAAGAUGAUCCAGGAAAGGGCAAUUAUUGGACCUUGGACCCAAACUGUGAAAAAAUGUUUGACAAUGGAAACUUCCGCAGAAAGAGGAAGAGAAAGUCCGAUGUCAGCCCCAAUGGACAGAUUUCUUCCGAUAAGCCUGAAGGGAGUCCACUAAAUGAGAGCCCUAAGAACGGAGAACAUCACGACAUGUUGGGAAAUUCAUCACCAGGAACAGAUGACUCAUCUGAAAAGAGGUCGCCUCCUCCAUCUAUAACACCGUGUCUUAAUAACUUUCUCUCCAGCAUGACUGCCUAUGUUAAUAGUGCUAACCCAGUAAGUAGGUCAGUUCCACUUGGACUCACUAAUGAACCUUCCGAUAGGAUGGGACAGAACAUGGUUGGUUUAAACUCCUACACUCCUCUUUCAAAUAUGCCAAGCCAUGGAGGGUCUGACUGGUCAUCCACAAUAUCGUCAAGUCCCUUUGGCUACAGCAGUUCUGUUUUCAACCAAUUCACUCCUCAUUUUUACAACACUAUCAAUGCAAACAAUACUCUCUAUAACAGAGAGGGCACAGAAGUAUAACUAGGCUGUACCAAUUUUAUAGUAGUCAUGUCAAAGUCCUUGGCUUCGCAAUAGCAAGCUUUUCACACUGCUCUACAGAGUUUUAUUUACUCUCAUAUAGUAGGUACCUGCUGUGCCCUGUAAGGUUUAGUCAGUUGCUUUUACGGUGUUUCAAAGCUUUUCUAGCAAGGCAAAUGGUGCUUAGUGAUGCAUGGACUAAUAGCAAGGAGGGACCCUGUACUGAGUAGUCUUAAAUGAAAUAUAAACUGUCUCACAGGGUACUCCUGCCAAGGGGUAUUUCCAAAAAAACAGAAAAGCUACUCAGAAUUUGUUUUACACUGACCUUUAUACUGUAACUUUCUAACUGUAUACAGUAGCGAAAUACUGUAAAAAAAAAGAAAAUUGUAUUUUGUAAGGGAUGUAAAAAAAUGGUGAAAACAUCAUCUCUCUCUGAUUUAAAUAAUGCUUUUCAAACCUUAGAUAUCAAGUUUAGCAGCUGAAUGUAAAUUUGUCUGCCAAUGUGUAUUUAUAAAUGUUUACCAUUUGAAAUGAUGAUGUAUAAUAUGCAGGGGAUGUAUAAUAUGUGUUGGGUUACUUAUAUGUUUUAUAAAUGUUUAAAUAUUUUAUAUGUAUUAUAUCUAAAUUCACUGUGGGGUUUAACAUGGGUUAUUUUUUAAUAAAAAAAAGACAU
Molecule: messenger RNA, 1845 nt
Organism: Xenopus tropicalis (tropical clawed frog)
Lineage: Eukaryota; Metazoa; Chordata; Amphibia; Anura; Pipidae
Gene: foxi1
Product: forkhead box I1
Biological process (GO): animal gross anatomical part developmental process; regulation of DNA-templated transcription
Cellular component (GO): nucleus
Molecular function (GO): sequence-specific DNA binding; DNA-binding transcription factor activity
Source: RefSeq, marked provisional